AUGCCUCCUGAGUUAAGAAAGCGCAAGGCCCCAGCUACUGAGCCAGCUGCAGCUCCCCCAGCAAAGAAGAAGGGUCCUGUAGCAAAAGCUGUCGCAAAGGUCAAGGAAGCUGUCGCCCCCAAAACCAAACCUGCCAAGACCAAUGGUAGCGCCGCUUCUACCAAAGCUGCAGUUGGCGAUGUAAUCACUCUUGAAGGAUUUGGAGGAGAGAUUGAGACAAAUGAAGGCACCAAGGUCACUUUGAAACAGCUCGUCGAUGAGAGCAAGGGUGGUGUUGUGCUAUUCACCUACCCGAAAGCUUCAACUGGAGGAUGCACAACUCAAGUAUGUCUCUUCCGCGACUCAUACACACCUCUCACUGCAACCGGCUUCUCCAUCUAUGGUUUGUCCAAGGACUCACCCAAGGCCAACACCAACUUCAAAGAGAAGCAAAAGCUCCAAUAUCCACUUCUGUGCGAUCCCUCCGCCAGUUUGAUCUCUGCAAUUGGCUUGGAUAAGGCUGGUGGCGCUAAACGAGGUGUCUUCGUAGUCGACAAGUCUGGAAAGGUUCUAGCAUCUGAGCCGGGCGGACCAGCCGCUACAGUUGCGGUCGUCAAGAAGCUUGUUGGCGAUGGAGAAUCUACAGAUUCUGCUGCUGUUUCUGAACCCUCUACGCCAACUGUUGAGGAGCCAAAGACGGAAGUUCCCACCGCCAAUGGCAUCAAUGGUACAAGCGCUACGGAGGACGAUGUUGAUCAGGCAGAUGUUGCGGCUCAAGUUGCUGACACUGCUGAGAAGUUGGAUAGCAAUGAAGUCAAGCCUGUAGCGGUUUAG
Messenger RNA from Lachnellula hyalina, 813 nucleotides. It is a transcript of the gene bcp1, whose product is annotated as Peroxiredoxin. Lineage: Eukaryota; Fungi; Ascomycota; Leotiomycetes; Helotiales; Lachnaceae. Gene Ontology annotation, molecular function: thioredoxin peroxidase activity. Gene Ontology annotation, cellular component: cytoplasm. The coding region runs from base 1 to 813 and encodes 270 amino acids. The transcript is spliced from 2 exons. Gene Ontology annotation, biological process: cell redox homeostasis; cellular response to oxidative stress. The record is from RefSeq and is a predicted model, not a curated record.